Eimeria tenella is the source of this 2061-nucleotide messenger RNA. RefSeq lists its product as uncharacterized. The record is from RefSeq and is a predicted model, not a curated record. Gene Ontology annotation, cellular component: nucleus; SWI/SNF complex. Gene Ontology annotation, biological process: regulation of transcription by RNA polymerase II. The annotation marks the transcript as partial. The transcript is spliced from 6 exons. Gene Ontology annotation, molecular function: transcription coregulator activity. Lineage: Eukaryota; Apicomplexa; Conoidasida; Eucoccidiorida; Eimeriidae.
GCAGUUGACGAAGAACUGCACCUCGCCGCUCAUGACGCAGCAGUUGCAGCGUCGCAGCAGCAGCAUCAGCAACAGCAGCAGCUGCUGCUGCUGCGCAACAGCUGUGGAGACUUAGCGGAGUACCAGCAAGCCCUGUCUGAGGUGUACAGACACCUCAGCCGCCUCUUCGACUUGCGGCUGCAGCAAGCAGCAGCAGCAGAACUCGCGCUGCUGGCAGCAAGAGUUCCCUAUUUGUCUCGCUUGCCGCAGCACCUCCCUCUGCAUCACGACCAGCAGCAGCAGCAGCAGCAGCAGCAGCAGCUGAUGCUGCAGCAGGAGGCGCAGCAGCGUCAGCAGUUCUUUUUGUCUGCUGUGCUCGACGAAAUUGCUGCCCGCAUGAUACGAAUGGGCGCUGACGCAGCAGCAGCAGCAGCAGCAGCAGCAGGAGCAGCAGAGCCCGCGGAGCAGACUGCAGCAGCAGCUGAGACAGCAGCAGCAGCACGCAGCGACGACGAAGCCGCAGCCUUGCUGCUGCUGCUGCUGCAGCUGCUGUCAGCAGCGCCAGCCUCUUACUGGACAUCUUUGAGAAGCAGCUGGGGAGAUGCAGCAGAGGCAGCACUUUGCUGCUGCUUUAAACAUUUGCUGCUGUUGUUGCAGCAGCUUUCUUUUGCUGAGUUCGUUGGCUGCCUUGCUGCAGUCGCCCGCUUAGAUUUGCUGCGGCCUCUGCAGCCAGCUGCUGCAGUAGCAGCAGCAGCAGGGCCUGCGGAAUAUACCGCUGCGGCGCAGCAAGAACAGAAGCAGCAGCAGCAGCAGCAGCAGCAGCAGUUGUUCCUGCAGCACCAGCAGCAGCUAGGACACUUACUGCCGGGCUCUCCCCCGCAACAAAACGCCAGCGAUGGAACUGGCAGCAGCAGCAAAACUGCAGCAGCAGCAGCAGUUGCUGCUGCUGCUGCUGCUGUCUUCCAGGUCAUCAGGGAUGCAGUGUAUGUACAGCUGCACACUCAUGCUGCUGCAGCGGACCCCAUUCAGGUUGCUUCCUUGCUUUGGAGCUUGAUGGCCCUGCGGUGUACCGACGUCUCAGUUCUCUCUCUUCUCUUUGAGCGGCUUGAGGCAUGGGCCAGCAGCUGCCCGCCCUCUGAACUGCAGCAGCCGGCCACAGUGUAUCGCCUGGCCACAAGUUGGCAGCAGCUGCAGGAGGGCGCGCUGAAGGGCCUAGGGAACACACUGGCGAGGAGGUUUCCUGCUGCUGCUGCAGCACUGCAGCAUUUGGUGGAGGAGCAGCAGGCUGCGAGGUGCAGCAGCAACAGCAGCAGCAGCAGCAGCGGCAGCAGCAGCGGCAGCAGCAGGGCAAUGCAUGCGGUGGCGUGGGCAGCGGUACAGGCACCGCUGCUGCAGCUGCUGCAGCGAGCUGCUGCUUCCCCUGCUGCUGCUGCGGCCCCUACUGCUGCUGCUGCUUCUGCUGCUGUUGCUGCUGAGCCUGCUGACGACCCCUUGAGAGAAAUGAAACCCUUCGGGAACGUAGGCGUUGCAGUCGCCUUCCCUUCAAGACGCCUCGUUAUGGCCCUUGCCGCUCCGGGUGCAGCAGCAGCAGCAGCAGCAGCAGCUCCCCUGCAUGCAGCAGCGGGGCACCUGGUACCCGAUUUAGUCUCUGCUGCGCACCUCGCACCCCUUAUCUUUGAGCAGCAGCAGCAGCAGCAGCCACAGCAGCAGCAGCAGAAGCCGCACCAGCAGCAGCAGAAGCCGCACCAGCAGCAGCAGAAGCCGCAGCAGCAGCAGCGGCCUGAGCAGCAGCAGCAGCAAGAGCCGCAGCAGCAAGAGCCACAGCAGCAGCAGCACCCGGAGCAGCAGCAGCAGCAGCAAGAGCCUCCGCAGCAGCAGAUGCAGCAGCAACUAUUGAUGGCCGUCUGCGGGCAGCAGCAGCAGCUGCUGCUGCCUUCUCUCGCUGCUGACUUGUGGUGUACAUACACCUCAAACAGACUCGCUAAUGAAGCGGAAAGCAAAGGCUUCAGGUUGCUGCUCAUAGAUCCAACAGAGCCCCAAAUUGCUGAGCAGCAAAUCGCUGAGGCGUUCGGGAGGGUUUAG